UAACCGGCAUUCGACGCGUUCACUCGCGUCGUAUAUAUAGACCCGGGCAAUAACCUUGAUCAAGUGACCAGCACUUUUGUUUUCGUCAUUGUUUGUUUACGUUGAUUUUGUUUUCCUGAUAGUUUAACAGUUAUAGGGUGCUGUGCGGAUUUUGUAGCAUAGUGCAACGUGGAUGCUAAUAUGACAUAAAUUUUAGUUUGUUUUGAGCAGAUAAUAAACACAUUCUCAGUUAUAAACACAUUCUCUUCAAAUUACGACGUGCGAUAUGGAGAAGGUUCUACGCACUCUACAAAGGACUUUAAUUAAAUAUAAUAAGAGUUCAAAAUGCUCCAUUAUGUGUGUGAGGCAGAAUAGUGUUUGGACUAAUGAUGGAAUAAUUAAAUCACCGUUUAAGGAUAUACAGAUACCUAAUUGUACGGUGUACGACUAUGUAUGGCAAAAUUUGGAAAGAUGGCCCGAACGGACAAUGUCUGUUUGCGCCAUCACAGGUCGAGGCUACACUUACGAACAAGCGUUCAAACUGUCCAAUGCUUUUGCGGCGAAUCUAAGGAAAAAAUUGAAAAUCAGAAAUGGGGACACCGUUGCCAUUAUGUUACCCAAUGUGCCCGACUACCCCCUCGUCGCUCUGGGCAUCUUGGAAGCGGGAGGUGUCAUCACUACCAUAAACCCGAUUUAUACGGCAAAUGAAGUCCACCGCUUGCUGCUAAUGUCCGAAGCUAGAGCUAUAGUAACAUUGCCAGAACUGGUAGGAGUUAUAAAAAAUGCUUUUAAACUGGCCAACACUGAAAUACCUCUCGUCGUUGUUAAGACGAAUGGUGAAUCAACCCCCGAGGGUACUAUGGCGUUUAAUGAUCUCAGUGAAGAUGUUCAUGUGGAUAAAUCUUGUUUGAAGGAAGUUAGAAGGUCGCCGAAUGAUAUUUGCUUUCUGCCAUAUUCAAGCGGUACGACAGGACUACCGAAAGGCGUUGAAUUGACUAGUAAGAACAUAACAGCUAAUUGCGAACAAAUUAACGAGCCGAAAAUACAAUUAUACAACGAAACUACAGCUACACACCAAGAUUCGGUUAUGUCGGUGCUACCGUUCUUCCAUAUUUAUGCAGCUACAGUGUUGAUGUUUCACAAAAUGUCGCAUGGUAUAAAAUUGGUGACGUUGCCGAAAAUGAAUCCAGACCACUUCAUGAAUGCGCUGGAGAAAUAUAAAACAAAUCUUGUGUUUGUUGCACCGCCUCUAGUACAACUCAUGGCAACUCACCCAGCCGCGUCUCCAAAAACGUAUCGUCACUUGCAAAUGGUGAUAAACGGUGCAGCACCAAUGGCGUCUACUGAUGCUGAACGGUUCUUGAAUAAAGUUCAGCGCAAAAUUCGAUUCAACCAAGGCUACGGUUUGACCGAAACAUCUCCCGUAGUAUGCGUGGCUCCAAUAGACUCGGAUGACUACAGCGCUGUUGGCCCUCCCGUGCCCAGCACUCAGCUGAAAAUAGUCGGUGGUGAUAUGGAGCCUUUAGGACCUAAUCAGACUGGUGAACUACUAGUCCGAGGACCUCAAGUGAUGAAGGGAUACAGGAACAACCCCGAAGCCAAUUCUGAGGCGUUUGCUGACGGUUGGUUCCUCACUGGAGACAUGGCAGUCGCUGAUGAAAAUGGGGUUGUUAAAAUUGUUGAUCGAAUCAAGGAACUUAUAAAGGUAAAAGGAUUCCAAGUGCCGCCAGCAGAAUUAGAAGCAGUCUUACGAGAUCACCCAUCCGUCAAAGAUGCAGCAGUUAUUGGAGUUCCUCAUCCCACCAAAGGAGAAUCUCCCAGAGCAUUCGUAGUUCCGAAAGAAGGAGCUAAAUCUGAUAUUAAAGAUAUAAGCGAUUUCGUUAAUGAAAAAGUUGCUUCGUUUAAACGUAUAGAUGACAUUAUGUUUGUUGAUUGUAUCCCGAAGUCUGCGGCGGGGAAGAUACUUAAGAAGGAGUUGAAGGCGAAAUAUUGUUAGGUUGUGUACAAUUGUUUGUUUUUGGGUAAUGCUGACAAAUGUUUGAUUUUUGGGUACGGAUGUUGGAUGGGAUAGGGUCAUCAUGAAUGUCAUUAAGUGUUUUGUUAUUAGAGACACGGGAAGACAAAAGAGAGAAAUUUGGCUUAAAUGGAAUUUAAAAUAGAUUGGCUAGUUGGUCAGGUGCGUGUUGGAAAAUUUUAUUUAUGUAAACUCAAACCAUUUGGCCCUGGCACAUUUACCAUAGCAAUGUUUCCUUUUGUUUGUUCUAAUUGUUUUACGUUUAUUGUAUAUUCGUCUCGUCUCGAACCGAGGAAAUUUUCAUUGAUUUCAGAAGACACGAUUUCUGAGCCAUGGGUGUAUGGUAUAUAUAAUCUUAAUAUAUAUAAAUUACGUGUCACGUUGUUUGUCCGCGAUGGACACCAAAACUACUCGACCGUUUUUAAUCAAAUUGGCACACCAUGUGCAGUUUGAUCC
Zerene cesonia (dogface butterfly) is the source of this 2449-nucleotide messenger RNA. Its product is annotated as 4-coumarate--CoA ligase 1-like. The record is from RefSeq and is a predicted model, not a curated record. Bases 266 to 1975 code for a protein of 569 amino acids. Gene Ontology annotation, cellular component: mitochondrion. Gene Ontology annotation, molecular function: long-chain fatty acid-CoA ligase activity. The transcript has 9 exons. Gene Ontology annotation, biological process: fatty-acyl-CoA biosynthetic process; long-chain fatty acid metabolic process. Lineage: Eukaryota; Metazoa; Arthropoda; Insecta; Lepidoptera; Pieridae.